Molecule: messenger RNA, 3474 nt
Organism: Homarus americanus (American lobster)
Lineage: Eukaryota; Metazoa; Arthropoda; Malacostraca; Decapoda; Nephropidae
Product: fat-like cadherin-related tumor suppressor homolog
Exons: 2
Coding region: 37-3474 (1145 amino acids)
Biological process (GO): homophilic cell-cell adhesion
Cellular component (GO): plasma membrane
Molecular function (GO): calcium ion binding
Source: RefSeq, a predicted model, not a curated record
GUGAUGCCAGUACCAAGAUGACAUGGUGAGGCCGGCAUGAUGCCUUGGGGAGCGGGCUUGCGGGCGCCUCUGCCCACAGUGCCUCGCGCCCACCACGCCCACACACGCACACGCCCGCGCAUCCUCCUCCAUAUUGUGCUUUUGACCUUACCACUACUGGUCGUGGGGGCCUCAAGCGAGUCCACCCGCCCUAAGUUAGGUUCACUGCAGUUCCUAAGAGCCACCUACAAUGUCAGCAUAUACGAGAACUCUUUGCCCAGGACAUAUGUGGUGGGGGAGCAGCUUAUGGGCGUGGCGUUGGACGACUUACCCCCCUCCGCCCACGUCACCUACGACAUAGUGGAGGGCGACCAGGAUGGCUUCUUCACUGCUGAGGAGGAGAUGGUGGGUGGCGUGGCUGUGUUGAAGAUGAGGACGAGGACGGGCCUGCGAGACGUGCUCAACAGAGAGCGACGUGCGCGCUACUUCCUGGUUAUCCAGGCCAAAGUGAGAAACUCCGGCCAUAGAGGCGCAGCCCUCAAGGCAAGGACCAACGUGACAGUGACAGUGUUGGACACCAAUGACAAUAUACCGUUAUUUUACCCGACAGUGUACCAGGUGAGUGUGGGCGAGGACUCCUCUCUCCACACGCCUCUCAUCUCCGUCACAGCACACGACGCCGACGCUGGCUACAACGGCCAGGUGUAUUAUUCACUAGAUGAUCACAAUACCAACUUAUUCGCCGUCCACCCGACAACGGGGGUUUUGAGUGUCACGCGGCCGCUGUCUCACGCGUAUGGGCGUGUUCAUAAAGUUGUAGUUUUGGCUCAGGACAGAGGGCCGCAGCCACGCCACCUCCGGGCUGCAUCUGCGGCUCGUGCCACUGUGGAAGUCCAAGUGCAUCAGGUCAACCUCCAUCCGCCGCGCAUCACCGUACAACACUUGCCGCAUGUGGUGGAACACUCACAUACACACAUCUAUGCUAUCAUCACUGUUGACGACCCGGACGAGGGAGAGAGUGGCAGGGUAGAUAAAGUAGACAUCGUUAGCGGCGACCCCGACCGACUCUUCAGUAUUACUCGUGGUUCAAAAUCUAAAGAAUAUAAUUUGGCGGUCCUGAAGCUGCUGGAUCGCGAGCUGGCUCCUGAGGGCUACAACUUGACACUUCAGGCCGUCGACAGUGGCAUUCCUUCGCGCAAGACCCGAGUCAGCGUACACGUAAACAUUGCUGACGUGAACGAUCAUGCACCUGUGUUUGCCCGAGAGCAGUAUGAAGAGGCGGUGAGCGAGGAGGCGCCGCCAAACACACCCGUUGUCAAGGUGGCUGCCUCAGACACUGACCAGGGUAUCAAUGGAAGAGUUCUCUUCAGAAUAGUCGCUGGCAACGAGGACGACAAAUUCAAUAUUAACCCCCGGACAGGCCUUAUAUCCACAGCAGACUGGCUAGAUCAUGAGAUGACUGCUUACUACAGCGUGACUGUCGCCGCCGUAGACCAGGCCAGUAAUGCUCGCAGAAAACAGUCAUCCGCCAAGGUUAUCAUCCGUGUACUGGACGCCAACGACAAUGCACCAGAAUUUAACACCCCGAACACAGAGGUCACGCUGGACGAGAAUGAGCCGGUAGGGUCAUACGUCACACGGAUGGUUGCCUCAGAUGUGGACUCUGGGGAGAACGGCUUCAUAUCCUACAGUAUUGCCAACCUUGACCAAGUACCUUUUGUUAUUGACCCUUUUGAUGGCACAGUUAGUACCUCCUCCGUUUUGGAUUACGAAGCCCAGCGACGCGUUUAUACUAUUAAAGUUCGGGCCUCCGACUGGGGGACACCUUUCAAACGGGAAACAGAAACUACUGUGAAGGUCAAAGUUCGUGAUGUCAAUGACAACCGGCCACAGUUUGAGGGCAUAGAGUGCAAGGGGUGGGUGUCGGUGGACGCACCAGUCGGCACCAAUGUUCUCACACUCUCGGCUCUGGACCUUGACAACGCCAGCAUAGUGAGCUAUAAACUACAGAACGACAUGGAAGAGGAAUGUUGGGCCAUGGACGCAUCCUCAGGUGUACUUGCUCUCACUUGUGAUCUCAGGAAAUCUUUAAUAAUAAGUGAGAGACAAAAGACCUACGUUCUAAACGUGACGGCUACCGACGGUUCCCACAUAUCAGACCCAACAAGUGUGACAGUGGCGGUCAUUACCCAGCUGAACGAGGACCAGACCAGCGUAAGGCAGCACUAUCAUGUGGAGUGUCAUGAGACGGGCAUCGGCACUAAGGCCGCGGAGGUGGAAGCUGCAGCCGCUGAGAACAACGCCGCGGCAGAACACUACGCCCUCUUGCCCCUCCGCUACGGCUACAAUUCCCACGCUCCGGAUCUCCCAAGAAAACUCCCCAGCGUUAUAAGGGUUCGCGAGGACGCCGAGAUUGGCACUAAGAUUCUGACUGUGGAAGCUCAUGACCACGACAGAGGUCAUAAUGGGAGGGUAGUGUACGCUGUGUCCGACGGGGACACCGACUCUGUUUUCAAGAUCGGGGUGGAGUCUGGAGUACUGGAGGUGGUGGCAGAACUGGACAGAGAGCGAACUCCAGAAUUUUCUCUCAACAUUACUGUGUAUGACCUUGGAGUUCCUCAUAAGAGCGUGUCAAGAAAUCUAACAGUUCUUAUUGUUGAUGUAAAUGAUAAUGCUCCGGAGUUCAGCCGCGUGAGUUACAGUCUUCAUUUGCCUGAAAACACUCGUAACGGUACCAGCGUGGCACAACUGAGCGCCCAAGAUGCUGAUGAAGGUCUCAACGCUCAAAUAACCUACGAACUUGUGACAGAUGUAGAAGAAUUUACAGUUGACCGAGCAACAGGUGUGGUGUACAUGUCUGGCGGGCUGGACCGUGAGCGCCGCAGUGAGUAUGACCUGCGGGUGAGGGCUUGGGACAGUGCCUUAGAGAACCAGCGCUCAGCCCUUGCUCGAGUGUUAGUGACAGUACUCGACAUCAAUGACUGUCCACCUGAGUUUGGUGCAGCUAGCAAACUGACAGUUGAUGUUCCGGAAGACUUACCCUUGGGUGCUGUGGUCGCCACCCUUCUGGCAACUGAUCAAGAUCUUGGUGUAGGUGGUCAACUCAAGUACAGUCUCGUCAGUGGUCACGAAGACUCGUUCCGCAUGGAUGAAGAGACGGGGGUGGUGCGUCUAGCAAGAUCUCUAGAUUAUGAAACACGACAGUCAUACAAUGUGACAAUACGUGCACAAGACGGAGGUUUCCCGCCUCUAGAAGCUUAUGCUUCUCUCUUCAUACGUAUUCACGACGUAGACGAAACCUGGGUCCUCCAGUGUUUCCCCAACGAGUGGUGCUGGGGUGGGUGCAUGAGAACUUGGCCCCGGGCUCCCUGGUCACCACCCUCACUGCGAGGGACCCAGACGGAGGCCGUCUCCUAUACCAUCACUGCUGGGGAUGGUUUGGGCUACUUCACCAUCGACAGAGAAGACCUGACCCGUGCCACUGCCCUUUCCUAA